ACACUUCGUUGUCAGCCGCCGUAGCGUACUGUACUUACCGUUCGUCGUCGUCGUCGUCGUCGUCGUCGUCGUACGGUCGUACGACAGUGUGCCCGUCCUGACCUGCACCAGAGUGUUCGGGUUCACUUUCACACGCGUCGCAGCUGCAAAAGCUACAACAAGCUGCCCGAGCCGCUCGAGAGCUUGGUUUUUGGCGGUGAAAUGAUGUCCCACUCCGUGACGUAUUGUCGUUGGUCAAGGACGUAGUUUCUCGUGGUCGUGGUUCGGUGCGCUCGCUGCAGCCAACCAGCAGUGAGUGGUGAUUGUGUGUUGUGUUUACGUGUACAAAAGAAUAAAAAGCGGCAACUAGUUAAAACAUCCCCCGGCUGGGAGAAACAAAAAAAAACAAAGCAAUAUUGUUGAAAGUUAGUGUUAGACGGUGUAAACAACGCAAUGAAGCAGGAGGUAGCGGUCGGCAUCGUCGGUGGGUUCGUGGAUGAUGAUCGGGAUGUUUACAUGAUCGAGCGAAAAGACACGAUCGUUGACAUUAUCCGGAUGCAGCAGAAGGCCGAUCUGUGGCAGACGCUUUCGGUCGAUCUGGUCGACUGUGGGCCGGGCAGCCGCGAAGGUGACAAUUACAUGUCGAUCAUCAAACGAGUGGUGGCCCACUGCAAAGCGAAAUCAUCCGACGGGCGCAAUCAUGUAUUUACGAUUUCGUUGAUUUUCAAACGUCAAAUCACAAACCCUAACCGACGGAUGCUGUUCCGGUGCGAUGCCGCAUUCGAGAACGAAAUCACCGCCUACGCAAGCAUCAUUCCCGUCCUGCAGCGGAUAUCGCCGUACGAUCUACCGUACCCGAAGUGUGUGACGGCGGGCAGCGACGAUCAUGGUGACCGGAUCGUGCUGGAGGAUCUUACCACCAGCGGGUACGCGAUGGAAGACCGACGGAUCGGUCUUAGCUUCGAACACUGUAUGGCCGUCAUGAAGGAACUGGCCAAACUGCACGCAGUCUCGCUGGCAUUGAAACACACGCAACCGCGCGAGUUUGCCGACGUCUGUGCGAAAGUGCGCGAGAUCGUGUACUGUCCGGAGGCGGCCGAUUUUUACACACAUUCCCUCGAGUCGUCGCUGCGCGGUGCGCUGGACAGUUUGCGGUACAGCAACAGUAGCGAGGGCGAUCUGGACGAGCCGAUCCGGGCGGUGGAAGGUUUGACCGGCCGGCUCUAUCGCAUCAUGUCCGGGCUCGUGUGCAACGGCGUGGACGACGCGUGGCGUGUCAUCAGCCACGGUGACACCUGGGUCAACAAUCUGAUGUUCAGUGCCGAUCGGCAGCACGUCAAGCUGAUCGAUCUACAAACGAUGCGCUGCACCACACCGGUGCUCGACAUACUGCAUCUGCUGUACACGAGUACGGAGCGCGCGAUGCGCGAACAGCACGUUACCGACCUGCUGCUCCAGUACCGCCGGACACUGUUGGAAGCGCUGAAGGAACACUUUUGCUCGUACGACGAUCCAGCUGCGGCAGCGUCCACGAUGCGCCAUUUCGCAGAAAUGUUUUCGUACCAGCGGCUGCGGGCCCAGUACGAUCGCUGCCUGCCGUACGGGUUGGGCAUUGCGAUGUGGUUGCUGCCGGCCGUUACCUUCAACCCGGACCAAAUACCCGACCUGGAUGCGGUUACGAUCAAUGAUUUCAAAACGAAGAAACACGACAAACGGAUCGCACAGAUGGUCUCGGUCAACUACCACACGCGAAUGCGCGACAUUGCCCUGGAAAUGUACGACCAGGGCGUGCUGCAGCGGCUCAACACGGAGAUCAUCUAAGGUGCAGAACCGUCGUAUUAUCUUAAAGGGGGCGUGAGUGUGUCGGUGAGAGUUCAACCGUUGCGCGUGUGCCAGAAAGCUGCGAAUUCAAGGGCUUAGUUGAGAGAUCCGCACGGGCCUCAACGGGUUAGUCAGUCCGCAACGUUCAUUGUACAGUGUGUUUGUGUUAUGCUUUAGUCAGCUUAGAAAGAACAACAAAAACCGUAGCGAUAGUUUGUACUUGUAUAGUGCGCAUUUGAGGCGUGUGUGUGGUCGACAGCCGGAUUACGAAAGUGCAAAACAGAAAAAAAACAUAUUUAACUGCGAUAGGGAUCGUUUGAAAAGCUGAGACUUGCUUAUUGUGCGAUUGCGCAAUCGGAAAACAACCGGUCGUAAGGUGCGCGCGAUUAGCGUACCCGAGAGACGCGAGGGUUAGGAGACGGUCUCCGUGAAAUUUGCCUACGUUGCGAUUGCUAAGACGGCGAACUGCAAACGCCGCUCGUGUGCCACGUGUGCCCUUCUUCAGCCUUAAACGAUCGAUGGAAGAAGCAGGCUGCUAAGAUGUUACCAAUUAAACCUGUUGAUGCGAUAAGCCGCUAGUGUAAGAUGACCUGUUUUUGUUGGAUUCAAUAAACAGCUGUUACU
This is a messenger RNA of Anopheles stephensi (Asian malaria mosquito), 2424 nucleotides long. RefSeq lists its product as uncharacterized. Lineage: Eukaryota; Metazoa; Arthropoda; Insecta; Diptera; Culicidae. The record is from RefSeq and is a predicted model, not a curated record. The transcript has 4 exons. The coding region runs from base 433 to 1800 and encodes 455 amino acids.